This is a messenger RNA of Salvelinus sp. IW2-2015, 2687 nucleotides long. Its product is annotated as lysine-specific demethylase RSBN1L. Gene Ontology annotation, cellular component: nucleus. The record is from RefSeq and is a predicted model, not a curated record. NCBI's taxonomy places the organism in Eukaryota, Metazoa, Chordata, Actinopteri, Salmoniformes, Salmonidae.
AAAAAAUAGAAACUUCCAAGAUGGCCGAGUCCGUAGGUUCCAUGCAUUUCUCAGCUAAUGGCAAAACAAAUCCCCYAAACCCCUUGGCACCCAAAAUACCACCAGAGAGUCGACUACAGUCUUCCAAUGACGUCUACCCUCCACCGCCAAAGAAAGUCCGAAUCGAGGAGAAGAGUUUGAAACACAAUAAAUUGAACGGGGACUUAGUGUGUGCAGGGGAAAAACACAACGGGAAGCAGAGUUAUGGAAGCCCAGCGAAAUGGAGUUUCGGCCCGGCCAAGCCGAGCAACUCCACCGCGCCAGCUCUCACACGAAAGAUCUUCAAGAUCAGCAACUUUCUUGCCUCUCCUGCGAAAGUGAAGAAACCGAAUGAGAAACGGCACAAGGAAAAGGAGAAGAGCGCUAAAACGCAGAGUUCACUCAUGGAGAAAGUGAACCCUGGGAGYUGCCAUACAAAGACGGAGAACGGUGAUACAGCGUGUGACCACACUGGCAAAGAUGAGAGAGAGAAGAGAAAGGAGAGUGAUAAAGAGAGGGACAGGGAGAAGAAGAAACACCAAGUUAUGGUUGUGAAUGAGAGGGAGAACAGAGAGGUGAAAUCUCCACUGAAAGAAUCAACAGAGAAGCCAAAAGUCAACUCGGAGGACGAGCUCCUCUUGAAAAAGCUAAAGAAGAAGAAGAAAAAGAAGCACAAAGACUGUGAGAGGGAAAGACGCAGCCGKCCCAAGAUGUACCACCGCUCCAGUCAGACGGUGUGUUCUGGUGUGUCUGUGGACCUGCCGGACCUGCUCAACACACCAGACAGGAGUAACUACAACACCAAUAACAGUUUCUUCCACACCUUCCCAAGUCCCCAUCAGGAUCCUUCCAGCAUCACCACUACUACCUCCGUGUCCACCUCCACUACCUCCAUGGUCAGGGAGAGGUUGGGCUACGGCUCCCCCCUCCACAGUGCCCAGUCCCAGGGCAUGUCAGGGCUGGAGUUUGGCCAUCUGAUCCACGUGGAGCAGCAGGCCAACGGAGGAGCCUCGGUGGCCCACGCCUACUGCCAGCAGCUGGCUUGUCUCUCCCCGGCCGAGAUGCAGCGCUUCGCCCAGGAAUUUGUCACCCUGUCAUUCAGCGAGGACCAAGCUGAAGCGGCCCACUACGUCAUGGGCAUCAUCCAUGGAGCGGCCUCCUACCUACCAGACUUUCUGGACUACUUCUCCUACAAGUUCCCCAACGCGCCGGUCAAGAUGGAGGUGCUGGGGAAGAAGGAUAUAGAGACCACCACCAUGGCCAACUUCAACACUCAGGUGAAGCGUACCUACUCCCAGGGGACGUACCGUGCGGGGGCCAUGCGGCAGGUCAGCCUGGUGGGGGCCGUGGACGAGGAGGUGGGAGACUACUUCCCCGAGUUCAUCAACAUGCUGGAGGAAUCUCCCUUCCUAGAGCGUACCCUGCCCUGGGGCACGUUCUCCAGCCUGCGCCUGCGGAGCCCCACAGAGAGUGACGACGGACCCAUCAUGUGGGUCAGACCAGGGGAACAGAUGAUCCCUGUGGCUGACAUUCCAAAGUCCCCCUUCAAGAGAAAGAGGUCGACCAAUGAGAUCAAGAACCUGCAGUACCUGCCGCGGGCCAGCGAGCCCAGGGAGAUGCUAUUUGAGGACCGGACCAGAGCCCACGCCGACCACAUCGGACAGGGCUUCGAGAGACAGACCACCGCCGCCGUGGGGGUGCUCAAGGCCGUGCGCUGCGGAGAGGGUGAUGCUCCUGCCAGGGUAACCAAAGACGUGGUGUGUUUCCACGCUGGAGAUUUCCCAGAGGUGGUCCAGAGGCUCCAGCUAGACCUGUACGAACCACCCCUCUCACAGUGUGUGCAGUGGAUAGAUGAUGCCAAGCUGAACCAGCUGAGAAGAGAGGGCAUCCGCUACGCCCGUAUCCAGCUCUACCACGAUGACAUCUACUUCAUCCCCAGGGGAGUGGUGCACCAGUUCAAGACUGUGUCUGCUGUCUGCAGCCUGGCCUGGCACAUUCGCCUCAGACAAUACCACCUGGACCAAGAGAGGGAGGAGGAGAGCUGUACUUCUACAAGGGCAAAAAGUCAAGUCAUAGAAGAGGAGGAAGAAACAGAGGAGAGUGAGGAGGAGUGGGGGAAAGAGGAGGACACUCCUACACAGCCACGGACGCAGGUGAAGACUGAGGAAAAGGAAGAGGGAGGGGAACGGACACCCGUACAGGAGCCGCCACUAGUUUGCAAGGAGGAAGACGACACAGRGGAAGAGAAGGGAGGGGAGAGAGGAGGCUGUACACCUACACUGACAUCACCUUUGGUCAAGGAGGAGAGAGUGGAAGGAAACCCACUCACAGAGACACUACUGGAAGUCAAGGAGAGAAAGGAGGUUGAUGAGCAUCACAAGAUAGAAGAGAUGGAGAGAAAAGGAGCAAGAGAUGUCAGCACAUCCACACAGAUGGCACCACAAGUGCAGAUGGAGGGAGAGAGAGAUGGAGAAGAUAUGGAACUCUCAAAUGCAUCACAGCAGGCUGGGAUAAAGAGAGAGGAGGAAGAAAGACACCACAGGACACCUCCACAAGUCCAGAAAGAAAGAGAGAGGGGAAAGGAUGGUAGCACAGCCACACAAACACCACCAGUCAAGAAAGGGAAGGGGAAAGAUUUGGAGAAAGAUGGAAAAGAGAGGGAGAAAGAG